This is a messenger RNA of Physella acuta, 1730 nucleotides long. RefSeq names its product dolichyl-diphosphooligosaccharide--protein glycosyltransferase subunit 1. The record is from RefSeq and is a predicted model, not a curated record. Gene Ontology annotation, cellular component: membrane; oligosaccharyltransferase complex. NCBI's taxonomy places the organism in Eukaryota, Metazoa, Mollusca, Gastropoda, Physidae.
CUAGGCAAGGCCUUUCAACUUCCGGCUAUUGCUCGUGGAAGAAGACGAUUCGCCGGUAUUGUAGUAACCGGUUAAUGAAAUAGCUGUACACUUUUUCUGGAUUCAUCAUGAAAUUUAGGAUAGCUAUUGUCGUGCUUAUGCACGUUUUCAUUUCUGCAUUAUGUAAACAAAAUCAGGAUACUAUCGACAAAAAUAUAAUUAUUUCGAAAGUAGAGAGGAAAAUUGACAUAGCCACCCAUUUGGUAAAAACAACGUCAACAAUCACUUUUGAAAACAAAGGGACAUCAGCUCUGAGAUCAGUACUACUUGCAAUCGACCCUACUCUUAAAGAUAACCUUUCCUACAUAAGUGCAGUUGGCAAAGAUAACAAAGAUGAAAAGCUUGCUGUGAUUGAGACAUCAGUCAAUGGACACAGUGACAAGAGAUUCUUUCGUGUGACUUUGCCAUCUGCUUUGGAUGUUAGUAAAUCUGUCACAGUUGAUGUUGAAGCUGUGUUCUCCCAUAUUUUACGACCAUAUCCUUCUGAAAUCACUCAGGCAGAGAAACAGCUGGUUGUUUUAGACACAAACUUGUAUUUUUACUCUCCCUACACAACUGUUAGUCAGACUACUGUUGUUCAUACAGCUAACUCAAAUAUCGAAUCCUAUACCAAGACUAAACCUGUCACCCAAAGUGAUUCAACUAUUACUUAUGGACCUUUUGAUGAGAAAGCUCCUUUUUCAGAGGCUCAGCUGAAAGUUCAUGAAGAAAACAACAGCCCAUUCCUUUCAGUAACUACUAUGGAAAGAAUCGUAGAGGUGUCUCAUUGGGGAAACAUAGCUGUAGAAGAACAUAUUGAUAUGAGACACUCAGGGGCUACCCUUAAAGGUCCCUUCUCUCGCUUUGAUUAUCAAAGACAGCAAGAUGGAUAUGCUUCUAUUAAGAAUUUUAAGACCUCACUACCAGCUUCAGCUAGAGAUGUGUACUAUAGAGAUGAGAUAGGUAACAUUUCAACCUCCAACAUGAAGGAAUUAGAUGAGUCUGUUGAUGUGGAACUUAGACCAAGAUUUCCUUUAUUUGGUGGUUGGAAAACCAGAUACAUUUUGGGAUACAAUGUGCCCAGCUAUGAAUAUCUUUACUACAAAGGAGACAACUAUGCUCUGAAAAUGCGCUUUGUUGAUCACAUUUAUGAUGACAUGGUAAUUGAUGAAUUACACCUAAAAAUUAUUUUGCCAGAAGGAGCAAAAAAUGUUGAACUUAAAACCCCUUUCGAUGUUCAACGCAAGGGUGAUGAGAUUCAUUAUACAUAUCUUGAUACUCUUGGACGUCCUGUUGUUGUUUUGAGUAAAACAAACCUUGUAGAGCAGCACAUUCAAGAUUUUGAGCUCCACUACACAUUCCAGAAAGUUCUGUUAUUACAAGAACCCUUUCUGGUUGUUGCAGUCUUUUACUUCUUAUUUGUAGUUGUCAUCAUCUAUGUCCGCCUGGAUUUUGCCAUAACAAAGGAUGAGGCAAAGGAAAGUCGAAUGAGAGUUUCAAGUUUGAUUGAUGAGGUCCAGAGUGCUCAUGACCGCCGCAGUGCUCUCUAUCAAAGCUUUGAUGAUGCUAUCAACAAGUUAAAAUUGAAUAAAGAUAGCAAUGCCUUUUCUGCCAGUCGCAAGAAGAUUGAAGCAGAUUAUAAACAGUUAACCCAGCAAAUAAGCAACCUGCAAGCCCAACUUAAAACUGAAGGAUCAGAAGCUGCAGAAAAG